Hypanus sabinus (Atlantic stingray) is the source of this 5966-nucleotide messenger RNA. RefSeq names its product gastrula zinc finger protein XlCGF26.1-like. Bases 3105 to 4919 code for a protein of 604 amino acids. The record is from RefSeq and is a predicted model, not a curated record. Gene Ontology annotation, biological process: regulation of transcription by RNA polymerase II. The transcript has 2 exons. NCBI's taxonomy places the organism in Eukaryota, Metazoa, Chordata, Chondrichthyes, Myliobatiformes, Dasyatidae. Gene Ontology annotation, molecular function: RNA polymerase II cis-regulatory region sequence-specific DNA binding; DNA-binding transcription factor activity.
GGGAAUUAUGAUAUUGAAUCAAUUACUAGGACUUGUUUCCACCCAACAAUCUGUGGUGUUUGGAGGAACAGAUUUGUCGGGAGAUCACAAUAGACAAUAGGUGCAGAAGUAGACCAUUCGACCCCUCGAGCCUGCACCACCAUUCUGAGAUCAUGGCUGAUCAACUACUAUCAAUACCCGGUCCCUGCCUUGUCCCCAUAUCCCUUGAUUCCCCUAUCCAUAAGAUACUUAUCUAGCUCCUUCUUGAAAGCAUCCAGAGAAUUGGCCUCCACAACCUUCCAUGACAGUGCAUUCCAGGCCCCCACAACUCUCCUUAACUCCUUAGUUUUUCCUUAACUCUGUCCAAAAUGACCAACCCCUUAUUCUCAAACCAUACCCUCUGGUACUGGACUCUGGAACAUAUUUCCUGCCUUUAUCUUGUCCAAUCCCUUAAUGAUCUUAUAUGUUUCAAUCAGAUCCCCUCUCAAUCUCCUUAAUUCCAGCGUGUAAAAGCCCAGUCUCUAUAACCGCUCUGCGUAAGACAGUCCAGACAUCCCAGGAAUUAAACUCGUGAAUCUACGCUGCACUUUCUCGACAGCCAGGAUGUCAUUCCUUAACCCUGGAGACCAAAACUGUACACAAUACUCCAGGUGUAGUCUCACUAGGGCUCUGUACAAAUGCAAGAGGAUUUCCUUGCGCUUGUACUGAAAUUCCCUUUGUAAUAAAGGCCAAUAUUCCAUUAGCCUUCUUCACUGCCUGCUGCAUUUGCUCAUUCACAUUCAGUGACUGAUGAACAAGGACUCCUAGAUCUCUUACCUAACUCUACACCAUUCAGAUAAUAGUCUGCCUUCCUGUUCUUACUCCCAAAGUGGAUAACCUUACACUUAUUCACAUUAAACGUCAUCUGCCAAGUAUCUGCCCACUCACCCAGCCUAUCCAAGUCACCCUGAAUUCUCCUAACAUCCUCAUCACAUGUCACCCAACAUACCACCCAACUUAGUAUCAUCAGCAAAUUUGCUGAUGUUAUUUUCAAUGCCUUCAUCCAAAUCGUUGACAUAAAUUGUAAACAGCUGUGGUCCCAAUACCGAGCCCUGUGGCACCCCACUAGUCACCACCUACCAUUCCGAGAAACACCCAUUCACCACUACCCUUUACUUUCUAUCUGCCAGCCAGUUUUCUAUCCAUGUCAAUGCCUUCCCCCCGAUGCCAUGAGCUUUGAUUUUACCCACCAAUCUCCUAUGUGGGACCUUAUCAAAUGCCUUCUGAAAAUCGAGGUACACUAUAUCCACUAGAUCUCCCCCGUCUAACUUCCUGGUUACAUCCUCGAAAAACUCCAACAGAUUAGUCAAGCAUGAUUUACCCUUGGUAAAUCCAUGCUGGCUCGGCCCAAUCCUAUCACUGCUAUCGAGAUAUGCCACUAUUUCAUCCUUAAUAAUGGACUCUAGCAUCUUCCCCACCACCGAUGUCAGGCUGACAGGUCGAUAGUUCUCUGUUUUCUCCCUCCCUACUUUCUUAAAAAGAAAGAUAACAUUAGCCAUUCUCCAAUCCUCAGGAACUGAUCCUGAAUCUAAGGAACAUUGGAAAAUGAUUACCAAUGCAUCCGCAAUUUCCAGGGCCACCUCCUUUAAUACCCUCGGAUGCAGACCAUCUGGACCUGGGGAUUUGUCAGCCUUCAGUCCCAUCAGUCUUCUCAACACCAUUUCCUUCCUAAUGUUAAUGUGUUUCAUUUCCUCUGUCACCCUAUGUCCUUGGGUAUCACAGACCAUGCCAAGAAACAAAGGUUGAUUCAAUAACUGAUUUUAACUUUCCAUAUUUUGACUAGGACUCCCAUAAUGUAAAAGGACUAGAUGGGGUAGAGUUUGUCAAAUGUGCCCUUAUUCAGUACGUAGAAUUCCCGAUGCAGAAGUGUGCAAUAAGCUGUUAGGAAAUGAUCCAGGGCUGGUGACAGACAUUAGUGAUCAUAAUGCCAUGAGAUUCAAAGUAAAUAUGGAAAAAGAUAGGUCUGGACCACGGGUUGAGAUUCUAAAUUGGAGAAAGGUCAAUUUGGAUGGUAUCAGAAAGGAUCUGACGUGUGGUUUGGGACAGGCUGUUUUCUGGCAAUGGUAAGUGGGAGGCCUUCAGAAAUGAAAUUUUGAGCGUGUGGAGUUUGAAUGUGCCUGCCGAAAUAAAAGCUGAAAGGUACCUGGUGCAGGGAGCUGUGCUUUUCAGGAGAUAUUGAGGCCCGGAUCAUUUUGUUCCUCUGAAUGCCUCAGACUGUUGGGUGCUACCAAGACUCAUUAAUGACUACAAAUCAUAAUUCCAAGCCUUGAGCUCAUCUGACUUUUUUUUUACUCAUUAUCUGUUAGUUUCCAAAAGCUUCCCAAUAGUUUUUGCUCUUUUGUUUGCCCUCACUUUGGCUUUUAUGUUGGCUUUGGCUUCUCAUUUCAGCCAAAGUUGUGUCCUCCUGCCUUUCCAAUACUUCCACUUCUUUGGGAUGUAUCAAUCACUCGGCUCCCGAAUUGUUCCCAGAAACUCUAGCCAUUGCAGCUCCAUUGUCCCUCCUACCUUUUCCCUUCCAAACAAGUUUGGACAACUUCUCUGCCAUAGAAAUAUGGAGAAGUUCAGUACAGAAACAGUCUAUUUGGCCCAUCUAGUCAAUGCCGAAAAAACAUUUAAGCUGUCUAAUACAACUACCUGCUCCGGGAUCAUCACCCUCCAUAACCCUACAAUCCAGGUUGAGAAUGAGAAGGAAUUUAUCUCCAAGACUCUCAAACACGGCACACCAGUUUUGCAGUCUCUGACUAGAUACUUAAGAAGUGGAGCAAGAGAUUCAAUAGACCAUCUGUCCUUCACAGACUGUGGGGAGGGAUUCAAUCGGUCCUUUGGCCAACUAGCAUGUCUGUCAUUUUACGCAGGGGAAAGGCUGUUCACCUGCUCAGACAGUGGGAAUGGAUUGACGCGGUUAUCUCGAUUGAAGGUACAUCAGCAAGUUCACACUGGGUAAGGCCAUUCACCUGUUCCGUGUGUGGGAAGGGAUUCAGUCAGUCUUCCCACCUGUGCACACACUAGUCAGUUCAUAACACACCAGGCAGAGGCUGGUCAUCUGCUGAACUUCUGGGAAAGGAUCCACUCAGUCAUCUGACCUAAUGGCUCAUCAGCGAGUUCACACUGGGGAUAAGCCGUUCACCUGCUCAGAUUGUGGGAAGAGAUUCAUUCAUUCAUCCAGCCUACAGAGACAUCAGCGAGUUCACACUGGGGAGAAGCCAUUCAUCUGCUCAGAAUGUGGGAAGGGAUUCACUGAUUCAUCCAGCCUACAGAGACAUCAGCGAGUUCACACUGGGGAGAAGCCGUUCACCUGCUCAGAAUGUGGGAAGAGAUUCACUCAGUCAUCCACCCUACAGAAUCACCAGCGAGUUCACACUGGGGAGAAGCCAUUCACCUGCACAAUCUGUGGGAAGAGAUUCACCCAGUCAUCCACCCUACUGAGUCACCAGCGUGUUCACACUGGAGAGAGGCCAUUCACCUGCUUAGAAUGUGGGAAGAGAUUCACUCAUUCAUCCACCCUACUGAGUCACAAGCAAGUUCACACGGGGGAGAGGCCGUUUACCUGCUCAGAAUGUGGGAAGGGAUUCAUUGAUUCAUCCAGCCUGCAGAGACACCAGCGAAUUCACACUGGGGAGAAGCCGUUCACCUGCUCAGAAUGUGGGAAGGGAUUCAUUGAUUCAUCCAGCCUACGGAGACAUCAGCGAGUUCACACUGGGGAGAGGCCAUUCACCUGCUCAGAAUGUGGGAAGGGAUUCAUUCAGUUAUUCCACCUACAGAAUCAUCAGCGAGUUCACACUAGUGUGAGGCCGUUCACCUGCACAAUCUGUGGGAAGAGAUUCACCCAGUCAUCCACCCUACUGAGUCAUCAGCGAGUUCACACUGGAGAGAGGCCAUUCACCUGCUCAGACUGUGGGAAGAGAUUCACUCAUUCAUCCACCCUACUGAGUCACCAGCGAGUUCACACUGGGGAGAGGCCGUUCACCUGCUCAGAAUGUGGGAAGGGAUUCAUUGAUUCAUCCAGCCUACAGAGACAUCAGCGAGUUCACACUGGGGAGAGGCCAUUCACCUGCUCAGAAUGUGGGAAGGGAUUCACUCAGUUAUCCAACCUACUGAGUCAUCAGCGAGUUCACACUGGAGAGAGGCCAUUUGCCUGCUCAGACUGUGGGAAGAGAUUCACUCAUUCAUCCACCGUACUGAGUCAUCAGCGAGUUCACACUGGGGAGAGGCCGUUCAGCUGCUCAGUCUGUGGGAAGAGAUUCACUCGGUCAUCCGACCUACAGAGUCACCAACGAGUUCACAUUAGGGAGAAGCCGUUCACUUGUUCAUUCUGUGGGAAGGGAUUCACUGAGUCAUCCACACUACAGAGUCACCAGCGAGUUCACACUGGAGAGAGGCCAUUCACCUACUCAGUCUGUGGGAAGAGAUUCACUCAGUCAUCCAACCUACAGACUCAUCAGCGAGAUCACACUGGGGAGAAGCCGUUUACCUGCUCAGAUUGUGGGAAAAGAUUCAUUCAUUCAUCCAGCCUGCAGAGACAUCAGCGAGUUCACACUGGGGAGAAGCCAUUCAUCUGCUCAGAAUGUGGGAAGGGAUUCACUGAUUCAUCCAGCCUACAGAGACAUCAGCGAGUUCACACCGGGGAGAAGCCGUUCACCUGCUCAGAAUGUGGGAAGAGAUUCACUCAGUCAUCCACCCUACAGAAUCACCAGCGAGUUCACACUGGGGAGAAGCCAUUCACCUGCACGAUCUGUGGGAAGAGAUUCACCCAGUCAUCCACCCUACUGAGUCAUCGGCGAGUUCACACUGGAGAGAGGCCAUUCACCUGCUCAGACUGUGGGAAGAGAUUCACUCAUUCAUCCACCCUACAGAGACACCAGCGAGUUCACACCGGGGAGAAGCCAUUCAUCUGUUCAUAAUUUGGGAAAGGAUUCACUCAGUCAUCCCAACUACUGGCACACCAGUCAGUUCACAAUGGGGAGUGGCCGUUAUUAUGAAUCCCUAGGUUUUGUUUGCUGUGGACUGUCAUUUUAAGAGAGAGAGACAGAAAUUAGGAUGGUGAGUCAGUCUGACUUGCAGGUUGUUUAAUUUGCUCACAGCUUGUUUAAUUUUAACUGAGGACAGAGACACUCAGACGGAGAGGAAGGAGGAAAAGUGGAAGGAUUGGAACCGGGGAACUAGUGGCUGAGGGUCACUGUUUGGAACUUUCCUGUGACCACAAGGGUGGGUUAAUUAUCGAUUCACCAUAUAUCGAAUGUGUGGUUAUCACCUCGUUUGAUCCAUGGGUGUGGAUCGGAUUUGGCGUAUCCUGUGAAGACCACUUAUGUGUUAACCCUUGUCUGGGUUUGAUGUGAUAAUUCACUUGAAGAUGAUACCCCUUGUGACAAGUCACUUUCAGUGAUAAUUUGUAUGUGGAUUCGGAACGAUGAAGCAUAAAAUCUACAGCGACUGUUGUCUCGUUUUACCACGGUGGAGCCUGUGGAAUUCGACAUAAUUGCCUUCUCUCGCCAUUUACCCUGGAUUACAAAUAUCGCUCUCAUCAUCUAUUCUGUGGUUGUACUGAACUUUCAUACUCUAACACAUCAAGACUUGAAGCCUUGUUUCCCCCAAGCUUAAUAGUUUGGAAAUUAUAUUUACACACAUAUAUACACAUAACUUAUGAUUAUCUUGCUUAAGUUACUGUAUUAUAACUAGAUUCUAAUAAAGAUCCUUUUAUUAUCAAAAACUAUCUUCAGGUGUCGUCUAUUGCUGCUGGUUCGUUUCUAAAGCGUUACGAUUCAUAACAAAAUUGGGGGUGUGUCCUGGAUAUGAACAGAUUUGGGAGCAUAUUGAUUGAUUAAUUAUUGAUUUCAUUGGGGAAAUCCCUUUUGAUUUAUUUGUGUGUGGAAUAUCAGCAUCAACAGAUGUUGAUAGAUUUCCGGAAGCCUCAACCUCUGAGGCAUUAGAGGAUGCCAGUAGGAUUGAGU